Molecule: messenger RNA, 852 nt
Organism: Dothidotthia symphoricarpi CBS 119687
Lineage: Eukaryota; Fungi; Ascomycota; Dothideomycetes; Pleosporales; Dothidotthiaceae
Exons: 1
Source: RefSeq, a predicted model, not a curated record
AUGGUUAAUCUUCGGUUGCCUUUACAAGAUCCCUUAUACCCCAAGCAAGAUCACUUCGCUAUUCAGUUCUGCCAUCCAGGUUACCACAAAAAGAACGUUCUCUUCUCACUCUGGGCAACCGACCAAACCGCCUCUGGCACAUCAAGCCUUUACGCGCGAUUUGCCCUUGACGCAUGCGCCAUAGUCGCAGCCAACCGCCAUGAUGGUUGGCUCUCCACGGACCAAAAUAUCAACGAUGCGCGCAUAAACAAAGUUGAGGCCGGUAGCAUGUUACGCGAUCGCAAGUAUUACUACCACCUCAACCCUUUGCCUGAAGAUGAAGAAGGAGAGCCAUACAAAGUCGUUCCCAACUUUGAAGAAUGGGAGUUUCCACACGAUGCGAUGCCUCCUCAUUGGCAGGCAAUGGCAGUAAACCGAACUGCCCCCAACUCGGCUCGCUCCCGCUCGAAUCUCUCUGAUGCGCUGAGAUCUCAAGACAAGGCUUGUCGCCUGAGUCGCUGUCGAGAGAAAUUGAACGCAUCACAUCUUGUUCCUCAGACCGAAUUGGCAUGGUUCGAACGCAACGGCAUGGCUACCUACAACAAUAAUCAAUCCAUUGUGAACAUGGACGACGUUGCGAAUGCCAUCCUUUUACGUGUUGACUUACAUUUGGCCUUUGAUGGGCCGAAGUUCACGUUUGUGCCAAAAGGCGAGGGUAACGACGCGCAACUCGUCUGUCAUCUUGUCGACACCUCGGAGGAGCUCGUACAUCUCUACCAUAACCGAGCGCUUCCUCCAUCAUCUGUUAGUAUUGAGAUGUUAUAUGCUCGCCUUGCUUGGACGAUAUUUCAUUUCCUUGGGGCUUUUCUCCAA